Myodes glareolus (Bank vole) is the source of this 2037-nucleotide messenger RNA. RefSeq names its product siah E3 ubiquitin protein ligase family member 3 (gene Siah3). NCBI's taxonomy places the organism in Eukaryota, Metazoa, Chordata, Mammalia, Rodentia, Cricetidae. Gene Ontology annotation, cellular component: cytoplasm. The record is from RefSeq and is a predicted model, not a curated record. Gene Ontology annotation, molecular function: ubiquitin protein ligase activity; ubiquitin conjugating enzyme binding. Gene Ontology annotation, biological process: proteasome-mediated ubiquitin-dependent protein catabolic process; multicellular organism development.
AUGAAGGCGCGCUAAGCCGGGCUGGAGCAGAGUGUCUCAGAGGCUGUCUCCAUUCAGAGCCCAAGGACUUACAGCAUCCUCCGCCGCCUUCCUGAGCCAACAGCCCCCCAAAAGUUGGGAUGCUUUUCUUUACUCAGUGCUUUGGGGCUGUGUUGGAUCUCAUUCACCUCCGGUUUCAGCACUACAAGGCUAAACGGGUUUUCUCUGCUGCCGGGCAGCUUGUCUGUGUGGUCAACCCCACGCACAACCUAAAGUAUGUGUCCAGUAGACGGGCCGUCACUCAGAACUCCACAGAGCAAGGUACCUUCCACCCACAUCUUCUUCCCCACCACCAUCGUCACCACUGUCACCAUAACCGCCUGUGCCACCAUGCCCGCCCCCGCCACCUCAACCACCAGGAGGCAGGGAUGCACAGUGCUCAGGUGACACCCUGCCUAUGCCCACUCUUCUCCUGCCAGUGGGAAGGCCACCUGGAGGUGGUGGUGCCUCACCUGCGCCAGAUCCACAGGAUCGACAUCCUGCAAGGGGCCGAGAUAGUCUUCCUGGCCACGGACAUGCACCUCCCCGCGCCAGCCGACUGGAUCAUCAUGCACUCCUGCCUCGGCCACCACUUCCUCCUGGUGCUCAGGAAACAGGAACGACACGAAGGGCACCCUCAGUUCUUUGCUACCAUGAUGCUGAUCGGUACCCCCACCCAAGCCGACUGCUUCACCUAUCGCCUGGAGCUCAACAGAAACCACAGGCGUCUCAAAUGGGAGGCCACCCCGAGGUCUGUCCUGGAGUGUGUGGAUUCGGUCAUCACUGAUGGGGACUGCCUGGUUCUCAACACCUCACUGGCCCAGCUCUUCUCCGACAACGGCAGCCUCGCCAUUGGAAUCGCCAUCACCGCAACCGAGGUCGGCGCCACGGAUGCCGAGAUGUGAGGCCAGGAGCUGCUGGAUACUCACGCUGCCUGUGUACCUUGGACCUCCGAAUGUCGGGACAUUUUUAUUCCCCCUUCCUUCCUUCCUUCUUUUCUUUCUUUUACGUCUCAGGUAAUUUGUGGUAUUAGUAUUCAUUGGCCACAGGCAUUCUGUUAUGUAAACAUCUGUGAGUCAAGGUCUUGGUGUGAAAUCUGUCCUGUGUGUUGUUGGUACAGUUUGGUAGAACAUUUGGAAGAUUCUACCAGAGUAGUUACUUCCGGCCACCACUGGUCUCUUUCGCUACUGCUUCCACAGGGAGCGAAUGCCAAGAAGCAGGGCACUGGGGCUAACGGGAGACUUGGCUUCCCAACUCCUUCCUUCUCUUUUCGUGCGGUUUCAGGCAGAGCCUGACUUGUCAUGGCUGAGGCAGCCAGCCGUGACUGCCACCUUUCCAGGAGCCUUGGGGUCAAAGCUAAGCUGCAUGAGCAUGAGAGACAGGGUCUCCUCCACAAACAGUGGGGUCCCCUAGAGGCGCACUCUGGGUCAGAAGUGGUCACCUGACCCCGGGCUGGGGUCAGCCGUCGGAUACAAACCCCUCUGUUUUUCAGAUUCUGGCCUUAUUCCCUGGCCAUGCCAUUUCCCUUUGCUUUGCAAUUAAAGCCCGAAUGUUUUGGUGCUCCUGUGAAAAUCAUCUCGCCUCUGGGGAGAGCGGGAUAGGUAUGAUGCAGAAGAAGAAUUGCAAGGAAAAAGACGGCACCAAAUCACCCUCUGACCUCUGGGAGGGCGCACCUGCCUCAUCAAGACUCUUUAAACACAUAAACUAUAAAUCCAUCACCCCCCCAAACACACACACACACACACACACACACACACACAUCUUUUUGUAUCAAGGACACAUCUGUCCUUGACGGUGUGUGCGUAAGACCCAUCAUCAAACACGGGGACCCCAGAACGAAGCAACUAGGACCUCCAGCAUGAAGAGAUCGCCUGACACACUCUGGGCCUCCCCUUUUCUCUCCUUACUUAUUAACACACGCUGUAGCCCUGUCCAGCACAUAAACAUGGCUGCUUAGGAGUAAGUUCGGCAUAUACAGAAGGAAACCUCAGGAACCCACCUCACCUCACCCUCCGCUCC